This is a messenger RNA of Sceloporus undulatus (fence lizard), 3866 nucleotides long. RefSeq names its product zinc finger C2HC-type containing 1C (gene ZC2HC1C). NCBI's taxonomy places the organism in Eukaryota, Metazoa, Chordata, Lepidosauria, Squamata, Phrynosomatidae. The record is from RefSeq and is a predicted model, not a curated record.
CCGAAGUGCGGCUCGUGAUAAUCAAGAAAUAAUAAGAAGAGGUUUGUUUCCAUAGGGCGGGGAGGAGGGGCACAGCAACGUCCCUCCCUCAAGAUGAUCGGACUUCAACUCCCAGCAUCGCCCGCCAGCAUAAACCAACGUCAAGGCAUCAUGGGAGUUGUAGUCUGGGAGCUGACAGCGGUGAGCGUGGUUAUCGAAACAAACCGGAAGUGGCUAGAGCGAGCGCGACGCGUUGCUAAGCAACGGCUGUAAAUAACCUCCAAAGGUUCUGAUGGGUCCCGAGAACUUGCGCCAGGGCGCGCGCCAGCCCUAGUUGCCAUAGCGACCGAGGCGCCCCGAGGCCUAGUCGCCUUUCUGACUGGCCGAUCCCUGCCUCGCGUGGGACUGCGGCCGGUAACGGCUGCCAGCCUGGCAGGCCACCAGGAGGAGCCUCACCUCUCAGGACAAAUACAUACUAACCUUCCCACAAACACCGGACGCCUUUCUCCGGAGACCGAGAGGCCGAUCCGAAUCGAACACACACCUGUUUUCCUACUUUAUGUUUGAACCAGUCGCCCGGAGGCUUUACUGGAAAUGCUGAAUGGCUCAGUUGCAGCUGACUCCGUGUUCACAUAUGGAUCCAACAGCAUGCAAUCCAAAUCUUCGCCAGGAGAGAUGUCGCACAGAGGCGCUCAAAGAACAGUCCCAGCUAAAGCACCUGAGGACUAAUAUCCAGCAACAGCACAUGUCCAGCAAAGAUAAGAAGCAGUCUCAUCUUCAUAUCCAAAAAGGACACAGUGCUUCCUCUUCUCAGUCUGCAGAAAGCACUCGGCUGAUUUUAGAGAAGGCAGGCUUCUAUUCCGCUGGCCCUUGCGACUGGUACCUCAAAGGCCAAGCCAGCUCUCUGCCCUUUCAUUGGAGAACCAAACGGAGAGAAGGUGUUGACAGGUCAUACCCACUUAAACCAGUCUUUCAUCCUAACGUGGGGAAUCCUGACCUUUCCAGUUCCUCAACCAGAGAGACUCCUAUUGGUACUAGCUCAGAGAAAAAAGGAAGAUUACCUACUGUCAAGGUUCAGCAUAGUAGAGUGCCAUGCCCUUCUCCUAUUGAAGAAUCCAAAAAAGCAACUUCUCAUUCACAGUGGGCAGAGUCGGGCUACAUUCAAAAACUGGAGGCUGCUGGACGGAGCUUGGAGGAAGAGAUCCAGCGAAAGGAGGCCCUCCUCAGGGAAAAGCUGAGGAGAACAGAAGAUGAGCUUCGAAGAAUCCAGUGGGAAAGGCAGCAGGCUGAGGCAGAAGCAAGAAGGGAGCAAGGAGCACUAUGGGUCCCGGAGAGGAAAGCAGCAGGUAUUGUGCCGGAUUGUUUUUCCAGAUCUACAGUCCAACUUCAUGCCUGUCAAAAGGCACAUGUUUCAGAGAGCCCCAUAGCCUCAGUGGGGUCAGUGGGGGUUGCUGUGCUUCCCAAGACAAUUCAUAUUGAAAGGCUAAAAAAACAAAGGUUGGUGGCCAGCAACAGUAAAAUUCAAGAAAACGCACACCACAUUUCAGCCACUACUAGCUCAGAAAGGGCUCCUGUGCAUGACCCAGCUGUUUCAGUAGCAACCCCUUCAGAGCAGGUUGACUGUUUGGCAGCAGAACCAUCAUUACAUAGGGAGGCUCCAAGCGGUGUGGAGGAGAGGGCAGAGUGCUGUAUCUGUGGGAGGAGACUUUACCGCUCCAGACUGGAGAAGCAUGUAAGCAUCUGCAGCAAGAAUCAUGGCUCCAAGAGAAAAGUGUUUGAUUCGAGCAAAGCUAGAGCAAAGGGCACAGAACUGGAGACUUAUCACCUCAUGAAUGGCUCAGAUAUCUCCAAGGGAAAAACUUCCAAUCAGUGCUCUGAGGCUUCCAGGCAAAGCAGUGACAGAUCUAAGCAAAGCAACUGGAAACAGAAGCAUGAAUCUUUCAUCACGACAUUGCGCAGGGCUCGUGAGGUCCAACGAGUAAUCUCCAAAGGGGGGAAGGCCUCAGAUCUACCCCCAGCACCUGCCAUGAACCCAGACUACAAACUGUGCCCAUAUUGCAGCCGUCAGUUUGCACCUAAGGUAGCUGAGAGACACAUUCCCAAGUGCAAGAACAUUAAGAACAGACCCCCACCACCACACCAAAAGAAACAUUGCUAGUAGUGGACCAAGGUGACUUCUGCAACUACCAGUUGAAUUGAGGCUCACUGCUGUUUCCCUGUUCAACAGUGUUUCCAAUAUUGUUGCUUUUAAAAAAUACUAAAGUAUAAAAUUAGUGAAAAGCCCAUGAACUAUGAACAGAUUGAUUAAAGCCUUUGUAUUAUAUGCUAAGAUCAGAAUAUUAAGAAAAUAGAGAGGUUUUUCAUUUUCUGGGGCUGCUACUAUAAGUGCUCAGUUCCCCUCCUAUGUAAUUGUUCACAAGAAUUGCUUUGGCAGAAAGUGGAAUUUCAGUCUACCCCUUACAAUGUUGCAUUGGUAUGCUAUAAAGAAGUCCUACUGCCAAAUAUUGGAAAGGGAUUAUCACUGCCUUCUCCCAUGAGCAGUUUCUUCUAGACAUCUGCUAAGUGGGACCAUAAUUCUUUGUUUACCUAUCCUGCUGGGGACAUUUUGAGUUUCCUAGGUUUUAAAGCUACCUAAAUGUACAGUUUUGUGUUGACGACAACAACAAAAAAGCACUUUUCUUCAGUAUAAUUCAAAAUAAGAUUAAUAUUAUUAGCCUAACAACUGCUACUAGCAUAACAACUGGAAACGUAUGAUACUUUUUUGAAUGUAUCACACUGAAUUCAGUGCUUGCUAGUGGAACGUUUCUGUCAAUCUCACCCCAUGCUGCCUAAAAAUCAGCAUUGGUAGGUUUCCUGGCACUCCCGACUUGGUUUUUAGGGCAGACAGGUGUGCAGCAGAAAGCAGGGAGAUCACCCUUUCCUGAUUCAUCUAUUCUACUAGUAAAAGUCCAUCCUGAGAUCCUGCCUACUGCAUGUUCCUUCUCAUAUUUGAUUUGGAAGUUUCUAGUCACCUAGUCUCUAUAGUCACUUUCUUUGCCCAUGUUCAGCUACUAACACUCAGUUUGUCUCAUCUCUUCAAAGGUAUCUCUAAGAAAACAGCUGCAUAGAAACUAGAAAUGAUUAUAUUAGGAUAUAUUAUUUCAGUGUGAUCUGAUGUUGCUCAUUUCCUACACCUUUAUGCAGCCAUAACCUCAAGGAAAAGGAAAUGUGAGAUGGUUCAGGAAAUAUGCAUUUGGGAUAGUUGUCACUUUAGCAGCUAAGACAUCUGAGAGGUGGCCAGCCAAAGGAAGUGUUCAACAAAUAAGGAGAAUGAUAUAAACAAAUAAGGAGAAUGAUAUACAAAAUAAAACAGCUGGCAUUCUUACAGUGUCAAAAACAAAUGUAAUCUGUAGGAAAAUAUGAAUAACAUGGUAAUUUGUAUGGCAAAGCAAAAGUAUAAAUUAUUAACUGGGAAUCCAAAGCAUGGAAGAAUAUACUGCCAUUUUGUCACAAUUUCUUCCCAAAUACCAACUUCAUUUUAUGCAUUAUAACAUUUUAACAUUACGUGGUUCAAAAGAAUUGCUACACAUUUUCUGUUAGAUCCAAAAUACAAGACUGAUGCAAAAACCACUUCUCUGCACUGCAUGUAUAGCCCCUAAAAAUUCCCCUUGUUUUUUUUUUUAACAAGUGUUUUUAAAUCCAAGAAGGUUAUCAAAGCAAAGGGGCUCAACUUUCCCUGGUACCAGACAAGUGGAAGAUAUAGACCCAUUUCAGAAGGAAUUAGAGAAAAAUCCAGGGCCUAUUUCAGGUGGUGGCAGUUUAAAAAUUAUUUCUAUAAUAAAAUAGGCCUGUCAUCCUUACAGGUAGAAAAACCAGAAACGUGCAUUAUUUAAAAAAUAAAAUACUAA